This is a messenger RNA of Adelges cooleyi (spruce gall adelgid), 1634 nucleotides long. RefSeq names its product venom serine carboxypeptidase-like. NCBI's taxonomy places the organism in Eukaryota, Metazoa, Arthropoda, Insecta, Hemiptera, Adelgidae. The coding region runs from base 1 to 1434 and encodes 477 amino acids. The record is from RefSeq and is a predicted model, not a curated record. Gene Ontology annotation, biological process: proteolysis. Gene Ontology annotation, molecular function: serine-type carboxypeptidase activity. The transcript has 5 exons.
AUGCGCGCCGCGUUGGGUAUACUCGUGUGCGCCGGCUGUUGUCUGUGGCGAGCCACAUGCCUGUCAUCCGAGUCCACACCGUUGUACUUGAGAAGUGCUUAUCCCCUUUGGGACCCAAAGCCCAGCGAAUCUCAUGCCGGCGAACCGCUUUUACUCACUCAGUAUCUGCGCAACGGACAGAUACUCAAAGCCAAACAGUUGGCCCGUGUGGUGGACGUAUUCCAACCACAAACAGUCAUCAGCUAUUCAGGGUACUUUACCAUCAGCAAAGAAUACAAUUCCAACCUGUUCUUUUGGUUUUUUCCGGCACCGUGUCUCUAUCACGAUAAAGAAGCACCGUUGAUAUUAUGGUUACAAGGUGGACCUGGCGCCAGCUCUAUGUUUGGCGUGUUCAAAGAAAUUGGACCUUUUAUUUGUUCUUACAAAGAUGAAAACUUCACAAUUACCGAGAACCCAAUGUCCUGGCAUAGUAACAACUCAUUAUUAUUCAUAGAUAGUCCAGUGGGCACCGGUUUCAGUUUUACUGAUCACAAUGAUGGGUACGCGACAAACUUUUCAUCAGCUGGAGAACAACUUUUCGAAGCUCUUAUGCAAUUUUACAUUAUGUUCCCGGAGCAACGGCCCAGUCCAUUUUACAUAAUGGCCGAGUCGUAUGGAGGAAAAUUUGCUCUGUCUCUGGCGUCGCUGAUGCACAACAAUAAGCGUUCGGCCGAUGUCAAAAUAAGUGGGAUCGUUAUUGGCAACGGAUUUUUGGAUCCUGAGACAAUGCUUUGCUACGGCGACUUCUUUUACCAAGUAGGCUUGGUAGAUAACAUCACACGGCAUGACAUAAUGAAAUUGGAAUCACAAGGAAAAAAAGCAAUUCACGAAAAACAUUAUGUCGAUGCGUUUUAUGCUUGGAGUGGAAUAAUGAGCACGUUUAUCGAACAAGCUCAAUUCGCCAGUCUAUAUAAUAUUAUCAACGGUGACACUUUUCCCUGGAAUUCGACAAACACUGCGGACGACGUCAGCUACAUUGACAUGUUACAAACAGCAGAAAGCCGUCGAGCACUGCACAUUGGAGACGUUGAGUACACCAGUUUGGGUGUUGUUUACUACAAAAUGAUACCGGACUUUAUGAGUUCGGUCAAAACCCUACUGGAACAAAUGGUAACGCGGUAUCCGAUUCUGGUUUAUAACGGCCAGAUGGACCUAGUCGUGGCGUAUCCGAUGUCCGUAAGCCUGUACUCGAGCAUGAAAAGUUCUUACGACGCCGACUACAAAAAAGCAAUAAGGAAACCAUAUUACAUCAACAAUAAGCUAGCUGGUUACAUUAAAUCAGUAGGAAAUCUCACCGAAGUGUUGGUCAGGAACGCUGGGCAUUUGGUAGCUUGUGACCAACCGAAAAUCUUGUACGAUCUCAUUCAUAAGUUCAUAAAUAAACAACUUAACUAAUAAUGACACUUUUUAUUAGUUCCUUGUUUCAUCUUAAAAUCCGUUGAAAAUUAUUUAUCCCCGAUGGGCUUUGUUGUGAAAUUUUGGAAUUUAAUAUUAGUUAUUUUGGGGCAAGUAAUCAAAAUAGGAUUUUACUUUUAUGGCAGUACACGUUUUUAAUUAUGACAGUCCAAUAAAAAACCACUACAAAUAUUUGUAAG